Messenger RNA from Rhizophagus irregularis DAOM 181602=DAOM 197198, 1387 nucleotides. The record is from RefSeq and is a predicted model, not a curated record. NCBI's taxonomy places the organism in Eukaryota, Fungi, Glomeromycota, Glomeromycetes, Glomerales, Glomeraceae.
AAUAUUCUUUAUAAAUAUUUGAUAUAAAAUCCCUUUGCCCUUAUUAUUACAAAUUUAUUUAACGAAAAUAAACAUUGAAUUUUUUUUUGUCCAUAAUGUCAGAAAUUCGCGUAGUUGUUGCUAUAGACUUCGGAACAACGUAUUCUGGAUUUGCUUACGCUCAUAGAUCAAAUCCGAAUGAAAUAACGGCAUAUUGUAAUUGGCAAGACUACAAUGCACGUUUUAAAACUUUUACUGUUUUAAAAUAUGAUGAAUCACUCAAAUUAAUAUCAUGGGGAUACCCUGCAUUAGCAGAAAAACCAAACAGAAGGAAAAAACCUUCCAAUAUAAAACCCGUAGAAAGAUUCAAGUUACAUUUAGGUGACAUGGAAAACAAACCAUAUUUACCGGAAGGAUUCGAUUUUAAGACUGCCAUAACAGAUUAUCUUCGAGAAAUGGGUAUUGUCAUAAAAGAAACCAUAAAAACUAAAUGGCAAAAAAUUGACUUUUUUAGACAAGUAUUAAUUGUUAUGACGAUUCCAGCCGAAUUCGAUAGUCAAGCCAUGAAGAUUAUGCGCAAAUGCGCUUACGAUGCUGGAAUUAUAAAUGAGGGCAGUGAAAAUCUAGAAUUUACGACGGAACCUGAAGCAGCAGCGGUUUACUGUAUGAAGAAAAAGGAAUAUCAUAUUGGCGUUGGAUCAUCGUUUAUGAUCGUCGACUGCGGUGGCGGCACGGUAGAUUUAACGACACGUAAGCUUUUGGAAGGUGAUAAACUGGAAGAAGUUACUGAACGUGAAGGGGAUUUCUGUGGUGGAAGCUUUGUAGACGACGAAUUUCUUAAAUUUAUUGGUGAAAAAGUUGGAGAAUCAGCUCUUAAAUUAGUCAGGAAAAACCAUUAUAGCCAAUUACAAUAUAUGGUACAGGAUUUUUGUAGACGCGUCAAAAUUCAAUUUACCGGACAAGAAUCACAUGCCCAAACUCACGAAUUCGAUUUAAGUAAAUUGUGUCCUGUUUUAAAACAAUGCGUUAAAGGAGAAAAAUAUGACGAAAUGGAAGAAAUGGAAUGGAUAGUUGAAUUAACGUUUGAUGACGUUAAAUUAAUGUUUAAUCCUGUCAUAGAAAGGAUUAUAUCUUUAAUUCAUAAACAACUUGAUAAAUCUCAUGAAAAUGGUUACGAUAUUUGUGCUAUGUUCUUAGUUGGUGGUUUCAGCGAAUCAAAAUAUUUGCAGGCAAGAAUUAAAAAAGAAUUUGGGGAUAAAGUACCAAAUAUAUCCGUUCCUAUACAACCUGUCACCGCAGUUGUAAGAGGAGGUAAAGUAUAAAAGUUUCGAACAAAAGUUGAUGGUGUUUACACUGCUUAUACUAAAGAUUCUUUUCACAAAUUUAGCCGUUCAAUUUGGAUUGGAAA